Messenger RNA from Dermacentor silvarum, 9916 nucleotides. RefSeq names its product clustered mitochondria protein homolog (gene clu). NCBI's taxonomy places the organism in Eukaryota, Metazoa, Arthropoda, Arachnida, Ixodida, Ixodidae. The record is from RefSeq and is a predicted model, not a curated record. Gene Ontology annotation, cellular component: cytoplasm. Gene Ontology annotation, biological process: intracellular distribution of mitochondria. Gene Ontology annotation, molecular function: protein binding; mRNA binding.
GCUCUGAAGGGAGCCCAAAAUGCUCUUGCUUGUGCCCCUGGAAGACGGAACGAGGAGGGUCGUGUACCUGAGUCAGGGCUGCCUUUUGAAGCUGGCCACGGGGGAGUCGUUGGCAGGUGGUAACGACACUGUGACUGAUUCAAAGCCAGAAGCCAUGACGGCUUCAGCGGAGGCAGAUGCCGCCAGCCUCGGCUCAGCCGAAGACAGUGGCAAGGGUUCCUCGACCUCCGAGGAAGAGGAUGGCACUGUGGCCAAGCCAGGUGCAGCCUCGGGUGAAGCAGCGUCGGAGACUAGCGGCCAGGAGCUGGUCUUCAUCCAGGACACUGGGUUCAACGUGCGAAUUCAGGCACCAGGCUUAGAGACAUUUGACAUUCAGGUGAGCUCUAUGGAGCUGGUCCAGGAGAUCCACCAGCUGCUGAUGGACCGGGAGGACACCUGCCACCGGACGUGCUUCAGCCUCCAGCUGGACGGCACCACACUAGACAACUUUGCCGAGCUGAAGAACAUCCAGGGCCUCGCGGAGGGAUCCCUCAUCAAGGUCGUCGAAGAGCCGUACACGGUGCGGGAGGCACGCAUUCACGUGCGCCAUGUGCGAGAUCUGCUCAAGUCUCUGGAUCCCGGUGAUGCCUACAAUGGCCUGGACUGCAGCUCCCUGGCCUUCCUCAAUGUCGUCACGCAGGGGGACAUCCUUGAGAAGAAGAGCCGAGGAGAGUCUGUCGACUGCACACCACCGGACUACAUCAUCCCGGGCUGCAAAGAAAGCCCACCACUCGUGCCUCUGCUGCCGCAGGCCAAGGACCAGAAGAGUUAUCAAGCCCUGAAAGUGUUGACCACCAGUGGUUGGAACCCCCCACCUGGGCCAAGAAAACUGCACGGGGACCUGAUGUACUUGUAUGUCGUGACGCUGGAAGACAAGAGGUACCACAUCACAGCAUCUACAAGAGGCUUCUAUAUCAACGAGUCCACGGAGGAAGAGUUCAACCCACGGCCAUGUUCACCCAAGCACGUCUACCACUCCCUCGUUGACCUGCUUAGUCAGGUGAGCAGCUCCUUCAAGCGCAACUUUGCGCUCAUCCAGAAGAAGCGGACCCAGCGGCACCCCUUCGAGCGGGUGGCCACGCCCUACCAGGUCUACUCAUGGCUAGCACCCACGUCCGAGCACAGCAUUGACGCCAUUCGUGCGGAAGACGCAUUCUCAUUCAAGCUGGGCUACGAGGAGCACAUCCCGGGCCAGACGCGUGACUGGAACGACGAGCUGCAGACGACGCGCGAGCUGCCUCGCAAGACCCUGCCCGAGCGGCUGCUGCGCGAGCGAGCUGUGUUCAAGGUGCACAGCGACUUCGUGGCUGCUGCCACGCGAGGUGCCGUCGCUGUGGUCGAUGGCAACGUCAUGGCCAUCAAUCCUGGAGAGGAGACCAAGAUGCAGAUGUUCAUCUGGAAUAAUAUCUUCUUUAGCUUGGGCUUUGAUGUACGAGACCACUACAAGGAAUUGGGUGGUGAUGCAGCAGCUUUUGCGGCGCCCUGCAAUGACUUGCAAGGCGUGCGAGCGUAUGCGGCCGUGGACGUGGACGGCCUAUGCACGCUGGGCACGGUGGUGGUGGACUACCGGGGCUACCGGGUCACGGCGCAGUCCAUCAUCCCUGGCAUCCUCGAGCGCGAGCAGGACCAGUCGGUCGUCUACGGUUCGGUCGACUUCGGCAAGACGGUCGUCACGCAUCCCGACUACCUCGAGCUGUUGAAGAAGGCUGGAAAUGCGCUGAAAAUACUACCUCACAGUGUGAUCAACGAGAAGAACGAAGAAGUAGAGCUGUGCUCGUCUGUUGAGUGCAAGGGCAUUACGGGCAAUGACAACAGGCACUACAUCUUGGACCUGUUGCGGACAUUCCCUCCCGAUGUCAACUACCUCAUUUUGGAUGGUGUGGAAUUGUGCAAGGAGUCCCGAGCGGCUGGCUUUCCGCGGGAACACAAGCACAAGCUGUGUUGCCUCCGACAGGAGCUGAUUGACGCCUUUGUCGAUGCUCGGUACGUGCUGUUCAUGAAGCUUGCCGCCUUCCACCUACGAAGCCUAGAGAAGAAGCAGCUGACAAGGGAUGGCGAGGAGGCGAAGGAUGACUCCAAGGAAGGGUCACCGGAGAAGGAGACGGAGAAAAAAGAAAAGUCAGAGCCGCCUCUGAUGCCCGGGGAGAUCAGGAAGUCAGCAGAGCGGCUAACAAACGGAGACAGUCCUGGCACCAAUGGCGUGUCGUCCGAAGCCGAAAGUCAGAAAGAUGUGAUCAUCAAGGCAGCUCGGGGUGUCGGGUCCCUGAAGGAUACAGAGUUUGACAUCCGGUUCAAUCCUGAUGUGUUCUCUCCUGGAGUGAAGCACGCUGGUGAUGAAGAGCAGCUGAAGAGACAGCGGCGUCUAGUCAUUGAGGCAGCAGACUUUUUGGUCGCUGACCAACUACCCGCUUUUGUGAAAGACUGUGCGGAUCACUCCUGCUCUCCCAUCGAUGGAAUUACACUCAGCGAGGCCAUGCAUAGUCGGGGUAUCAACAUGAGGUACUUGGGACGGCUCGCAGACAUGCUGGCGCCCAUGGAACAGCUCAAGUAUUUGCAUGCAGUGGUGGUGGGUGAGCUGCUGACCCGUGCAGCCAAGCAUCUGCUGACCACCUACCUACAGGGGGUCGACCCCACCAACAUGGCGGCCGCUAUCAGCCACUUUCUCAACUGCUUCCUCGCUGCGCCCACCGUCAACGUCCAGGCACCCGUGUCCUCCGAUGAGCUCAAGAGUAACCGGAAGAAGGGCAAGAGGAAGGGAAGGCACAACCUGUUCUCUGUACAAGACACCAGUGAGUGGGCAAGCCUGACGCCACGCUCCCUGUGGGAGCAACUGCGCGGGGAGCUGCGGUCUUACUACGGCUGGGAGCUGCCCUCGACGGCCGUGUCGGUGGGUGCGUGUCCGGACGAGUUUCUCGAGAGCCUGCGUCUGCACAAAUGCUCCCUCCUGCGUUCAAUCUGCCUCAAGACGGGCCUGCAGCUGCUGCACCGCGAGUACACCUUGGAGCACCGGUCGCGGGCCCCGUUCACGGAGGAUGACAUUCUCCAGGUGUUCCCGGUGGCCAAGCACGUGCACCCUCGUGCAACAGACGCGUACCACUUCUACCUGACGGGCCAGAGCAAGAUCCAGCAGGGCCUGCUCCGCGAGGGCUACGAGCUUGUCAGCGAGGCCCUGAACCUCAUGAACAACGUCUACGGAGCGCUGCACCCGGAGAUCGCCCAGUGUCUGCGUCUGCUGGCUCGCCUGUGCUACGUUAUGGGAGACCACCUCGAGGCCAUGGCAUACCAGCAGAAGGCUGUGCUCAUGAGUGAACGAGUGAAUGGAAUAGACCACCCUUACACCAUCACUGAAUAUACCCACCUCGCUCUGUACUGCUUCGCAAAUUCACAAGUGACGACGACGUUGAAGCUACUAUACCGGGCAAGGUACCUCAUGCUGCUCGCAUGCGGGGAGAACCAUCCCGAGAUGCCCGUGCUUGAUAGCAAUAUUGGCCUCAUUCUGCACGCGGUCGGCGAGUACGACUUGUCAUUAAGGUUCCUCGAGAAUGCCCUCAAGCUGAACAUUGCGUUCUAUGGUAGCCGCAGCCUCAAGGUGGCGGUCAGCUACCACUUGGUGGCUCGUGCUCAGUCCUGCCUGGGUGACUUCCGAGGGGCCCUGCAGAACGAGAAGGAGACCUACACUAUCUACAAGGCACAGCUUGGCGAGGAGCACGACAAGACUCGUGAGAGCUCGGAGUGCCUGCGCCACCUGACGCAGCAGGCGGUGGUGCUCCAGAAGAAGAUCAACGACAUCUACAAGAAGAACACCACAGCUGCUCUGCCUCCUAUUCAGAUCCAGGCACCUUCCCAGAGCAACGUCCUCGAGAUGCUCAACAUAAUCAACGGCAUUCUUUUUGUACAGAUCAGUCCGCAGGACAUUGAGAACUUCAAGGCCGAGUUGGAACGUCGACAGCAGCUGGCUGCGGCCGAGAAGAAGUCUGCCACUGCCGACGAUGGAGCAGCCACCAAGGAGCCGUCGGACUCUUGUAACGGUGGUGCCGUGGCACAGUCUGGUAGUGCGGUGACAAAUGGCAGUAGUCCCGUCGACACGACGACAACGAUAGAGACGUCUUCCUCUGGGGAUGCCGCCACUGUUGCAGCUGAAGUACCGAGCCGGUGAGGAGGACGGCAUCACCGUCGCCGACAUUACCAUCCAAGAGGCAUGCAUCCCUUCCAUCAAUUUACUUGUGUGGGAGACUCGUGAAACGAUACCGGCGCCCGCGGCAUGUGCCGGAUGGACUCUUCAAUCCGUGCCCGUGGCAUCAUCUAUUUACUCCUCCCCCUCUACCCAGGCUCUUGCCCCCUUUUCUUUCUUACAAAAGUAGCAUUGUAAAUUUCCGAACUCGUUCUUUACACACCUCAAUUUUCUUUUUUCUUCUUGCUGUUUCUGUUGCUGUUUUAUUACUUACAUGGCGAGUGCACGAAAUUGAGUGAUUUCUUCGUGGCUUGAGAGGGAGAGUUACAUUUUCUUAUAUCUCUUCCUCUACAGGCUUAGUCCUUCUUUUUUUUUUUUUAUUGGACAAGUGUGCUGUGCAUAUAUGUCUUCUGGCUCAACGACAUCCUUUCUGGGGGAAGUUGCACUUACCUUGGUAGCGUACUGUUUUCUUUUUUUCACGUACAGGCUGCGAGAGUCGCUACUUUUUUUAAUGCUUGACACCCACCGUGUAAGAAAAUGACUGUGCAUAGGAAAGCAGAAGCCCUCAUCGUCGGGUAGUGCGUAAAAACAGAGUUGGCGCACUUGAGAUCUCUCCUUGCAGAGUGGUCUAUCAAACAGUAUGAGCAUUUUUCUUUCAAUGUGCAACAAACAGAUCAAAGCAGCUCUGGUGGUUUUUUUUCUGGGGGCUGUUGUCCGAGCUGCUAGUGUGUAGCAAUAGCCUGGUAGAGUGAUCGCUGACCGAGUAAAAGUAGACACGGCCCAAUUCGCAGGAAUGGACUGUAUCGAACCGUUGGUCGUCAUUGCUAGAAAGCGCUCGAGCUCGUGUCCUUUUGCACACAUGUCGCAAGCGAGGUGUGUUGUUCAGUCAAUGAACCUUUGUAUCUGCGAUUGCAAAGCUGUUUUUCAGACCUUCCGUUGCCUCGUCACAGUGAAGAUAAUGGUGACGAUGAUCAAGUCUGAAAAUGACCAGUUGUACAUGAGAAAAAUAUUGCCUGUUUGUUUUUUGUUUUUUUUACACAUUAAGUCAGUUUGUUUAGUGAACUGUGUUUCUCAUUGUUUCUGCCCCCUUUGGCACUUUCUGCACACUUUAUUCGCUUGCCGGCAAGCAGUGCGAUUGUUUUGGGAGCUGCAGGUUUUCAAGCUCGUGCAGUCAUUUCCGGUUUAGACUAGCGUCGUCGUAAGGGGCUGAAAGAAAUAGCAUGUAUUCGAAAAAAAAAAUUGAGACAAAUUUGUCGGGCACUCCGUACAAUGUGCUCUUCUGCGUAAGUGUGAAGGGCCAGUGCAAUCUGCGGGAUAUCGUUUUCGCAUACGCAAGAUUUGGGUUGUUUCACAAGCGUCCCGUGUUACCCUGUGAUUCCUGAGCUGGAGCAGCAUAAUAAGAUGAUUAUGAGUGUAUACACCAGUCGCUCAAUCUUGUAUUCAGUGACGAGACGUUUUUUUCUUUUUUUUUUUUUUUUUUCAUAGUUGAACGAGAAAUGUUGGCAACGGGUAUCGUGUAUCAGGCCAAGCCAUUUUCUUUUUUUACAUAUAUUUUAGCUUUUUGCUCAGCAGAACCUUGUUCGACUUUGUUCUUGCGAUGUGAAGCGAACACAGAAUUGCAUAUCUAGUGUGUAUAAGAAAAAACUUUUUAUAACUGGAGGCAACACCUGCUGUUUUGUUAGAGCAGAAAACUCGUACGAAGGUGUGGGUACUGUUGAAGGCUGUGCAUGCUCGUAAUAAUAUACCCUGUACAUAACUGGCUGGAAAGCGAGAUAGUUGGCAUCUUUCAAAGAUCUUGCUAGUUUCUCAGUACAAUUCUUUUGUGUACUCUUGCAGACAACAUCGCAGUCUUCUCUUGCGAGGCUGCUUUUUUUAACUGUAGUGACCAAGAAGUCGCUUCAGUGCAGCUGUCAACAAAAUGUGCGUUGCUGUCCUUUUUGGAAGCUGAAUUAUGCUGAUGAUCUAGCCAAGUAUACAUUUAUUAUUCUCUUGUUGAGAACCGUCGUGCUUGAUUUUUAUUGCUUUUUCACGCUGGCACAUAGAGAAGACUGCUGGUUGAACUUCCCGUAAGUCACUAUGCAAAACUCCUAGACAGAGUCUGAACUGUUUCUUGGGAAAGGGAAAACAGAAUGUCCACAGUGAUGUUUUACUUGUCGGUCACUUCACACAAUUAAGGAAGUAGUCAAGUCCUCAGGUACAAGAAUGACUGGGAACAGUUCAGGCCUAGCACAAGGGUGAGGUGCGAUAUAUCUGAUUCCCCUUAUGACUGGCUCCCUGUUUUUUCAACUGUUAAGGGCACCGGAGUGUAUUAGCACAGAACAAUUCACUACUGCAGUGCGCGUAACUAAGGAAGGCUGUGUGUGAAUACCUCGGGGCAGUUACCACGCAUGUUCGCAUCGAACUGUGCCAUUGCAGCUGUUGCACUGUGCUGUGAUGCUCCAGCGUCCAAGGAACCAAGUUUCAGUGCCUUUAAUGUGUUAACCUGCUGACAAAUGUGGGUGUGCAUGUGUGGGCAUCACACCCGCAAGAGUUGCUGGCGGCUGGUGCGAAGCACUUUCCUGAUAGCGGCACCUUCUGUCUGAAGCUUGCUACAGGUCUGGUUGAGGAUUCCUUAAUAUUUUUCUCCUCGAGACCCUGCAAGAAUUUGCGCUGACCAUUGACCAAAGGCGAACAAAUUUCAUCUGUGGCAUUCGCCUUGCAAAAGAGUCACAAAUGUUGAAAAAAAAAUGCUUAACCAGUCUACAGGGCAACUUUUCAACAGAUGUGAAGCUAGCUUGUGCGUUUUCGAACGCUGGGCCAGCUUCUAACAGAUAUGAAGUGAGGCUGUGCAUGGCCUUGACAGUUGGCAUGAUGGAUUGUUCCUGGCACCGGGCGUGAAUUGGUAUGCAGAUAGAGCAUUGCGUUGCUCGAAACAUUUUGGAACACGUGGACCCCCAUUAGCAACAUUGAGGACAACAACAUCUCAUGAGGCAACCUGUCCUUGCAUACCAAGUAUGUCAUCGUUUUUAUAGUGAUGAGGUCACUGUACCAAAGUGCCAUGAUUCCCGAUGAUGACAUUUCUUUAAAGAUGGCAAGGGCAGUGUAGGCAAAAUCUUCUCCAACCUUGGCAUGUGUCGCAUCUACACCGAUGGCUUUGCGCAUGAACUUGUUUCACAGUGCUGUCGACGAACUGCCGACCAUUUGUUCUUUUUUGUCCCUUCUGACAUGUUACUUUCUCGUUCUUGCUUAACUGUUGAUAUAGUCUGUGCAUACUGCUAGUCAACUGUGUGAUGUAUUGUGACCGGUGGCUGACUUCAUUCAAGGGGGCGGUGUGCCUUGUCAAUGUUUACAAGUGAGCUGUAUGAGGGGCCUUCUGCUUAUGUUGUGUAAACUCGAAUACGCUGUCUUCCUUUCUCUGCACUACCUGUCUCGACCGCGCACUUGUGUGGUGUUAGAACGCUCAGCUGUCCACACUUUUGCGAGGAACUGCGGUGGGGCUCCAACGAGUGCCGAUCUAGAGCCUAACAUAUGUUGAAACUGGGAUGUUCUUGAGACGGCAGGCAACAGCUUUCUUGGAAUUAUGGGGUUGCUCCAACAAGCAGUUUUGGUGACUGGUAACAUGUUGAAGCCAAAGCAUAUGUUUUUUUUUUUUUUUUUUUUUUUUUUUUUUUCCCCUUCUUGCCGGGCGAUUUUCCUCAACUCUGCUGUUAUGUAAACAGUGGCACUCUUGCUCUUCAAACUUGGAGAACGGUUCUGCGACAACCCCAAUUCUUUUCUUCCCCCCUUUUUUUUUUUUUUCACAGCAAUUUGGUGGGCGAAAUUCUUCUCCUUCGUUUCGCUGAACCGUGCAUUUUGUAAAUGACUAUGGGCUUCAUGCUGUUGCCAUGGAAGUCAUGAGCUUAUGCAGAAAAGUCAGCAUGCCGACUGCAGCUUUGUGCAAGUGCUGUGUGCCGUUUGCGCAUCAUCUGUGUGCUCUUGCUUGCUGGCUGUAGAUAGGAUGAAAAUCUACGCCCGCAUUAGCAAACAUUCUUUUAUGCAAGAUUGUUGCCUGCAUGCUCAGUGUUUGGGCACCCUCUCCUGAUAUCGAGGCUAGCGUGAUGUCGAGGCUAUCGCCAUGGUGACAACCAUUCUUGGUGCCACAGGCUCUUGCAUGAGAGAAGGCUUGCGAAUUAUAUCGUGCGGUUUAUCUUGCGUGAGCCCAUUGCACGCCUGUGUGCAAGGCUUGUGGAAGGAUGUGCUCAUCAUUGCAUUUGAACUGGUUAGUGAUGUUGCAGGGCUUUUGUCGUUCGUUUUCCUUUUUUUUUUUUUUUCUAUUCACCUUGAGACGAGACGCCUGCUGGGUGUCCAUAGUGAUGCACCAUACCUUGGCUCAUAGAAAUGUUAGCCUUUCUAGCUGUACCUCUGUCCCACUGUGGCAACUGUAAUAUUUAGAGUGUACUCGCAUUCAGAAGUGCGUAGUACACCAUGUGACGUCAGUUUACUGUUGGUUUAAUAUGCAGUGCACAUAUGUAGGUGUUGCUGUACAAAAAGAACAAAUAGCAAGUAUUAGUAGUAUAAAUAGAAUAGUAUAGUAUUCUAUAGAAUAGAACACUAUACAAACCAAUUGGAUCCAGUUAAGACCAACAAAGACUAAUUGUAUUUCAUGAAAAUAGCAAAUGGAACACUUUUCCUAUACUCAACCUAUAUAACAGCACAGUGUGUUUAACUGAUGCUUAAAAAUCGUGCAUAGCAAAUGAAGGCAUUGUAGCAACUGCCUUCACAACACUGUUUUCAGGCAACUCAUCCAGGGACAACAAAAACCAGCAAAUCGAUUUCAUGCCAUUCAGAAAGCUAAACUGAAAAGCGGCGCUGUCUGUAAAAAAAAAAAUUACAAAAAAAACUGGUCAUGCCAGUCUAAAACCAGCCAGAUGGUGACAGAAGUACAGCUUGAAGGGUGCAAUACCCUCUUGCCAGCUGGUAGUAGCCAACAUUGCAGAAGACUGCUUUGCUGCUUCUAGUUUGCAUAUUCAAGUACAAGUUGCAGUUGACUGCCAUUGUUGAACAGCAGUACCAUACUUAACGAGAACAUUUGUUUUGCAUUUUUCCCCCACACAGUGGGCAACGACAGAAGGAAAGGCAGACAAAGUUUGGUAGUACGUGUCGUCUUCUGUUGAAAGUUUGUUGGCUGAAAUGUGAGCUGCGACUCCUUUCUGAAAGUGAGCCGUGUUUUGCGCAGCAGAUGCUGGAGGACGUGUUAGGCCAACUCGGAUACAGAAAUGUAAUCCUGGUAGCUCAUUUGUACACAGAAAAAUAUUACUCUUAGAAAGGCUUAGGUAUUAGUGGCUCUUUUUAUAUCCCAAUCCAUAGCCCAACAUGCUGCCAACUUGCAGGCAAGGAGAGUGUGCGUGGCCCUAAACCGAUUUUUUAGAUGUGCCAUUUAAGAACAGAGAAUCAUACAAACGCAGAACACUCUGGCUGAUCAUUUUGGUUGAUUGAUGCCUUGAAUGUUUGCAUGUAGCUGCACUUUUCUCCUUCCUGUUGCUAUGAUCCUUUUUUUUUUAAUAUUAUUUACAGGUAGUUGUUGAGUAUUAGCAGUUACAUAGGAGCUGGGCUAUAUUUUUUUGUUGUUUCGAUAGAUCCUAGCAUUCCAUGUGUUUCAUAGAGAACAACCUAGCCAGUUUGUUGUACAAAUGAGUCAGCUUGUAAGGUAGCCAUUGUUAAAAAAAUAAAAUGUUGCAUCAGUGCUAA